CUUUCCGAAAAUAUAUGUCGUUGUCUACCUCGUUUUUGUAAACUAGAGCCAAUUUUCAAGCACAUUUCAGGCUUUUGCGUACACUUUAUUCUUGUUUUUGUAGCCGUGUUUUACAUAAUCUCCGAUGCCGCAAGGGUUUUGGAGACCAUUGUUGUUGCUUUUGUGUACUGGCCAGUUUUCCGCUGUAAUUACAGUGCACAACGAUCUCCCCUUAUACCUCCACUAUGAGGAUAGUUCACCUACUAUUCAUUCUCUUCCACGAUCCCUGAAGCGAAAUCGACGUGAUUCUUCCAAUCUGCCUCAAGAAAAAUCUGAUGCUGAGAAAGAAGGUCCGGACAUGUGGAAUACACAUAUUCCGGACGACGUAGAAGUAGAAAAAGAAAAUAACACCGUGGAUCACCAAUACUAUAUAAUGACUACUUAUGCGAAUCGCUCUGAACAGUUAAAAAAAUACUGGGUCGACAUUGACGAAAUGUUGAAAAAACCCGGCGUUGUUGGAAAUGCUAGUCAUCCUCUACUCUCUGGAACAUACCGCAGAGCAGUUGGCGCUAGGCUAACUUUCAAAUUUCCUUUCUAUGGUCAUUAUAUGUCAAACCUCACCAUCGCCACUGGAGGUUUUCUCUACGUUGGCGAUCAAACCCACAACUGGCUCGCAGCCACGCAGUACAUCGCUCCUUUGAUGGCUAAUUUCCACACAGCGCUGGAUGGCUCAUGUAUUCUCUACGCAGACGAUGGUGAACGUUUUGUUGUUGAAUGGCGAAAAGUUCAGCUCAGAGAGCAGCAUGAAGCUGGGUCAUUCAGUUUCCAAACUACAUUAUUCAAGAACGGAUCCAUUGUGUUUGCUUAUAAACAGGUGCCCAUGAAUGUAUCUCACAUUAGCGAAGAACAACAUCCAGUGAAGUGUGGCAUUAGUGAUGCUUAUCUUUACCAUCAUAUGCUCAUGAACCACGGAAUAAUGAGCCCAAAACGCGUCAUCUACGAGUAUCAUCGCAUCGAGGUCCCUCUCGAUAAGGUUGUUGCCGACACAGUUGUUUAUCUCGAUGCCCAACCUGCGUGUAUCCAGUUUCAAACCUGUGAAGCCUGUUCUAAUGUCACAUUGAAACAUUUCACUUGUUCGUGGUGUCAUGCAAAGAAAUCGCAUGGAGGACCAUUUUGCACUGAUCAAGGAGGGAUUCAUCGUCGCCGCCAACACUGGGCCGAAAAUAAUUGCAAGAAUCAAGGAAAGAAUAUGUAUUGCAAUGCAGAAACUGAUGAGGAUGAGGUGGAAGACGAUAGUUCAACCCCUGCUGCUGAACGGCCCUCUUCACCAGAUGACGUGAUACCGCUCGACAAGGAGCGAAGGGCAGAAAAAGCUAAAGGAAAAGCUGAUGGUGGCGGUUACGCGGCACUUGUUUUCUUCCUUGGCAGUUCGCUAUGUGUGAUAGGAUGGUUGGCCUAUGCUUAUUACAAUCCGCAUACUGCAAGUGGCCAACUGCUGAUCAAGUACCGUCCCUCUCGCUGGAGAGUGCCGAGCAGUCACGUCCGUUAUAGCGCCUCGGUUCAUAUGUAAAUAAUUAGGAAUUUUGUUUAUCCUCGGUGCUAGCACUUGUUGUCCAGUUUACCAUUCUAUGAUCUUCUAGAACAGGAAUAAUCUAAUUCUUUCCUUUUGAGACCCACUAAUUGAAGUACUGAUGAUCUGUUUAUCUCGGUUUUUGACGUUAUUCCGUUUCAUUUCUUUGAAAAUGGCAGCAUAAUAUUUUUUAUAGUAAUUGCUCAUUGUUAACGUAUCAUAUACUCACCAGUCAAUAUAAUCAGUCUACUUUGUUCGUACAUGGAAAUGUGGUGCAUUCAUAUGUUCAAAAGUAACAAAUGUGUCUGUAGAUCUGUUCAUGUUUACAAAUUGUACGCCUAACUUAUUGAACGGGCGAGAUUCUUUACCCUGCUAUGUGUACGGUUCGCUAUAAGUUUUAAUCAAAUACCGCAGUGAAUAAAUGUGAAUGAUUACCUUAAUACAUUGGU
Molecule: messenger RNA, 1998 nt
Organism: Cylicocyclus nassatus
Lineage: Eukaryota; Metazoa; Nematoda; Chromadorea; Rhabditida; Strongylidae
Source: the annotation of a GenBank genome assembly